AUGAAGGCUCCCAGGACACACCGAGAAGACAUACACAACGCGGACCGUAGGGCAAGGGAACUCUACCGCUAUUACCAGCCUCCCUCUCGACCUGGGACAGUUUCAUCUUGGCUCCCUGCUGUGACCGACGGAUUCCCAUUUUCUGCAGAUUCAGGGACCACACUCACGCCGCCCAUUUCCGAAGGCAACGAGCCUUCGGGCUGCAGCGCAAGUCCACCGCCAGCGACUGCACUCGGCACCGAAAAUCUCGUUUUGGGCACCACAAACAGUACAUUUACAUCUUUUGCCCAAUUAGCGGCCUUGCGCCUGAAUGUCGAACGGGUGUUCAUAUCGGUCUUGGAUCGCGACGUCCAACACAUCAUUGCCGAAGCCACGAGAUCUCUUAACUUGAACAAUUCGUCCAUUCACGAUGAGAGCGAUGGGCCCUGGUUAGGUACUUCCGAUACUCGCAAAGCAUGGAGUGUGUGCAAGGACACUCUUGCACUACCCCCGAACGAUCGCGAGAAUGCAGAUUACCAAUUCCUUGUUGUGGACGACAUGACCGAACACGAGCGCUACAAAGAAUUACCCUUCGUCAAAGAAGACCCCAACUUUCACUUUUACGCCGGAACUCCAUUGACAACCGAGAAAAACAUCAACUUGGGUUGCUUUUUCGUGCUGGACACAAGGAGACGGGACGGAUUGACACCGUUAGAAAAGGAUACUAUGGGGUCUCUGUCAACGCUCGUGAUGGACUAUAUGAAAAUAUGCAGACAGGCCUCCGAGGGACGACGAGCAGCGCGUCUUUCCCGGGGGCUGAGCUAUUUUGUUGAGGGAAGCUCCAGUUUCGUGGAUAGCAUUGACCCGUCACGCGCCGACAGUGUCGCUUCUCAAGCAGCAACUCCGCCAUCUUCCUAUAAACAGGCGAGUGCUUCAAGUGGCUCUCGUGGAAACAGCGCAGCACACGCCUCACAAGCGCCGUCCGACUCUUCACCAAACAACAGAUCACUCAGUAACGAUACGCGGUCUUUCAGCUCAGUGCCCUUUGAUUUGAAGUUAGACGAGGAUUCAGGAUUGCAGGGCGAUUCGAGAUCGAGUAGCGAUUCCAGAUUGGAUGGUGGCUCCAGGGAGAACACCUCGAAAAUGGACUCCGGUACUGUUGAGAGCUCUUUGCCAGAGUGGCUCACGAGCAGCAGUCGAAAUCGCUUGCCACCCGAUGAUUCACAAGGAAACUCCUGGUGCUUUCGACGGGCGGCCAACUUGCUUCGCGAGAGUCUUGACUUGAGCGGCGACAGCGGUGUCAUUUUCUUGGAGGCGAAUAAUAGUCCACUCAUGGACGUCGAUACAGGAAGUGACCCGUCCAACACAGGCGGUCCUGCCCCUGUUCUGUCGGCAUCAACGAAUGAUGAACCCUUCGCUCCUCAGGCGGGGUCAAUGGCAACAUGCCCUGCAGCCAAUCUGGACCGAUCCUUCCUACAGUUGCUGCUUCGAAGAUACCCUAGAGGAAAGCUCUGGUCAUUCCACCGCGACGGUCUCAUAUCCACAUCGGAUGAUGACGAUCAACAACCUCAAGACAAAGCCACUCGUAGCACUAGCGCUACGAGUCUAUCUCCCCCUGGCGUUACACCAGCUUCAAAAUCCAUCCGCAACCGGCGUAAAGCUGCGGAGAACUCAAUACUCAACAAGUAUUUCCCUAACGCCACGCAAAUCAUGUUCGUGCCAUUGUGGAAUGCGGUCACUUCGCAAUGGUUUGCUGGAUGUUUCUGCUGGAGCACUAUUGAGACACAGGUCUUCACCACAUCAGUUGAACUCAGUUCAGUCCUAGGAUUUUCAUCCUCUAUCAUGGCUGAGUACAGCCGCGUUGAAUCUCUCAUCGCAGACCGGCAGAAGGGCGAUUUCAUUGGGAGUAUUUCUCAUGAACUCCGUAGCCCUCUUCACGGCAUCUUGGCCGCUGUCGAAUUCUUGAACAGCACUCAUCUAAAUGAGUUCCAGAACUCAUUGCUCGAGACCGUCAACGCCUGUGGCCGGACGCUACUGGACACAAUGAAUCAGGUACUGGAUUUCAGCAAAGUGGUCUCUUUGGAACGGACAUGGCGGUCAAUGAAGCGGAAGAAAGAGUCACCGCUGGAUCUCCACGGUUCGGCAAAACUCGCCCACCAUCUGGAUACGUACGUCGCUACGGAUGUGGCAAUUCUCGCGGAGGAAGUUGUUGAAGGCAUCUGUCUCGGCCAUGUAUACGGCCAGAGCUCCACUGCGUCGGCCGACCUACCUGUGUUGAUGCCACAUCAUCCAAAGCUGCAGAACCAACGAUCUAACGUGGAGGUUGUAGUCGAUGUAUCCUUCCGGGAUUGGGUUUACCGGACUCAGCCGGGCGCUUUGAGACGCAUUAUUAUGAACAUUUUUGGAAAUGCUAUGAAAUACACAGAAUCCGGCCGCGUCACUUUAUCCCUGGCAGCAUCCAGUCAGUCCGAAGGACGGUCUCGACGGCAAGGCCUCGAGGAUCUGGUAACCUUGACUGUAACCGACACGGGCAAAGGUAUAUCGGAAGAGUUUUUGCGCGGCAAGCUUUACACGCCAUUUGCUCAAGAAGACUCCUUGGCUGUGGGUACCGGAUUGGGAUUGUCCAUUGUCCGGAGUUUGGUCAAGGCUUUGGAUGGAAGCAUUCGUAUUCGCAGCUGCCCUGGGGAGGGCACUGUUGUCUCCGUGUCUCUUCCGCUACAGCGUCCUGUUGGCAAGGAAAGCCCGACCUUGGAGCCUUCUGGACAACUUAUUCAACACAGAGAGCUCCUGACCCAAACUCUCUUGCUUCGUGAGGGAUACCCUGGCAAGCGAGCUGCUAUUUGGGGCCUUGAUCCAGAGAACGCGGCUGAUGAUCCCCAUUGGGGCGAAAUUGCUCGAUAUCUUUCAGACUGGUAUGACAUGGAGAUCGUUGCAUGGGCACCCGAUGUCCAUAUGGAUAUUGUGCUCAUGGACGAAAAUGACUUACCUACCUUCCGUACCAUUGCACCUACGGCCACUUUGCCUGCACUUCUUGUACUAUGCCAUAAGUCAGUGGACUAUAGCGGGGCACUUUCUGAGUGGUUGCCUCUUGCAUCUUCCGUAGACAUUAUUCGUCGUCCUUGUGGGCCUCACAAACUGGCCCGAAGUGUGCUGAGAUGCCUGAAACACGGCCAGUCGACAUCUGCAAUACCGGCUUCGGCAACGCAACAACCCAUGAGCCUACCGAUCCGGAGCAAUCUCUCUCUGCCGUCUGCUCCCUCUUCCCCUGGCAUAUCUCACGCAGAGGUCAGGAGUGCUCCAGAGUUGGAGUACACUGGAGCUUGCCCUCUGUCUGCAUCACCAAUGUGCUCGGCCCCGCUAGUCGCGGCAUUACCCAAGGACGUCCCAAACUCCCCCUUACCAUCGCCACUGAUAGAGGGCAGGGUCAGGACCACGAGCCUGACACGGGUGCUUGUAGUUGAUGACAACCGGAUAAAUCUCAAUCUGAUGAUGACUUUCCUCAAGAAGCGCCAGCUGACCGCACGACUCGAUGCCGCCGAGAACGGCAAAUUGGCCGUCGAGGCCGUCGAACGCAACCAGAGCGGCUAUGAUAUCAUCUUCAUGGAUAUGUCGAUGCCUGUGAUGAAUGGGUUCGAGGCUACUCGUGCUAUUCGCUCGCUGGAGAGGGAGGUGGAUGGCCGUAAGCCGGCUAUCAUCGUUGCCUUGACCGGACUCAGCAGUUCACGCGAUGAGUCCGAUGCCAUGGCUUCUGGUGUGGACCUGUUCCUUACCAAGCCGGUGUCUUUCAAAGAAGUCGCACGGCUGCUGGGUGAAUGGGAAAGGGAUGAGAUGGAGGCAGAACGCAGAUUGGCAGUUUGA
Molecule: messenger RNA, 3837 nt
Organism: Penicillium bovifimosum
Lineage: Eukaryota; Fungi; Ascomycota; Eurotiomycetes; Eurotiales; Aspergillaceae
Exons: 3
Coding region: 1-3837 (1278 amino acids)
Biological process (GO): phosphorelay signal transduction system; protein autophosphorylation
Molecular function (GO): phosphorelay sensor kinase activity; histidine phosphotransfer kinase activity
Source: RefSeq, a predicted model, not a curated record